Molecule: messenger RNA, 2244 nt
Organism: Bacillus rossius redtenbacheri
Lineage: Eukaryota; Metazoa; Arthropoda; Insecta; Phasmatodea; Bacillidae
Gene: Alg11
Product: GDP-Man:Man(3)GlcNAc(2)-PP-Dol alpha-1,2-mannosyltransferase
Exons: 10
Coding region: 193-1686 (497 amino acids)
Biological process (GO): protein N-linked glycosylation
Cellular component (GO): endoplasmic reticulum membrane
Molecular function (GO): GDP-Man:Man(3)GlcNAc(2)-PP-Dol alpha-1,2-mannosyltransferase activity
Source: RefSeq, a predicted model, not a curated record
AAAUAUGUUUUUAUUGUAGUAUCUAUGAUCUACUAGUGUUUACAUUCUCGCCGCUUUUGUUUAUAGCACAGCUGCGUGAUCAAGUGACACGUGUGUUGUGUUGUAACGUGUACGGUAGUGAUAUGCGAUGGAUUUGUUCUCAGUGUUAUUUUUCAUCAAGUUAUUUGUUUCAUUAAGUCUUGGAAUUUUGGCAUGUACAAUUAUUCUGUUGCCACUGGUAUUCUAUGCGGCGAGAAGGUUCCCCGAGUGUGGAGACGUCUUGCAGCCACCAGCACCGGCGUGUGGUUGGUUGGUUGGUGGCAGCACCUGCACAAGAAGAGGAGCGCGGGGGCGGAGCCCGGGGUGAAGAGGGUGGGGGUGUUCCACCCCUACUGCAACGCCGGCGGCGGCGGUGAGAAGGUCCUGUGGUGUGCCGUGCGGGCCAUGCAGCUCAGGUACCCCACGGCGGAGGUGGCCGUGUACACGGGCGACCUGGACUGCUCGCCCGACGAGAUGCUGACCCGUGCCCGCCAGCGCCUCAACACGGCCGUGCCCCGCCCCGUGCGGCUGGUGUACCUGCGGCGCCGGCGCUGGGUCGAGGCGGCCCGCUACCCCUGCUUCACGCUCCUGGGGCAGUCCCUGGGCUCCGUCGUGCUGGGGCUGGAGGCCCUCUUCUCCUACGUGCCGGACCUGUACAUAGACACCAUGGGCUACGCCUUCACGUACCCGCUCUUCAAGUACCUGGGGGGCUGCCGCGUGGCGAGCUACACCCACUACCCCACCAUCACCUCGGACAUGCUGCGCCGCGUGGCAUCCCGCUCGGCGGCCCACAACAACCGCCCGGCCAUCGCGGGCAGCCGCUCGCUCACCCUCGGCAAGAUGCUCUACUACCGCCUCUUCGCGUGGCUGUACAGGCUGGUGGGGCGCUGCGCAGACAUUGUGAUGGUGAACUCGAGCUGGACGGAGGAGCACAUCAACGAGGUGUGGCAGUGCCCGCUGCGCACCCACAGGGUCUACCCCCCGUGCGACGUGAGCGAGCUCAAGGCUCUGCCCCUGCUGUCUGAUGGCGACGCCUCCCCGGCACCUGACGUGGGUGCGGGCAGGACCAGGAGGAGCGGCAAGGUCCGGAUCGUCUCCGUGGGGCAGUUCCGGCCGGAGAAGGACCACCCCAUGCAGCUGCGGUCCAUGUACCAGCUGCGGCAGAUCGUGCCGGAGGAGGUGUGGGACAACCUGACGCUGGUGAUCGUGGGGUCGUGCCGCAACCGCGAGGAUGAGGAGCGCGUGCAGGACAUGAAGGACCUGUGCAAGCACCUGUCCUUGGAGAACAACGUGCAGUUCCGCGUCAACAUCUCCCACCGCGAGCUGCGGCAGGAGCUGCAGCAGGGGCUGGUGGGGCUGCACUCCAUGUGGAACGAGCACUUCGGCAUCGGCAUCGUGGAGUGCAUGGCCGCGGGACUCAUCAUGGUGGCGCACCGCUCCGGGGGCCCCCAGAUGGACAUCGUGGAGGAGUCCGAGGGCAGUCGCACGGGCUUCCUGGCCAGCGACGAGGACGAGUACGCCCGCGCCAUCGCCGCCAUCCUCCGCAUGACCCCCGCCGGCCGGCGCGCCAUCCGGGAGGCCGCCAGGGCAUCAGUGGAUCGAUUCUCCAUACACGAGUUUGAGAAAGGUUUCUUGCGUGCGGUUGACCCGUUUUUCAGCAAGAGCUGAUGCACGUAGUGUGGCUUGACUGUUUUUUUUGUUCUGUUUGAGUGUGAUUUUAUUUACGAGCAGUCAAGAAGCCGCUUGCAGCCUUAAUGAAAGUCCAUUGUUUUAGUUCUGGCAAGUUUCAGUGUAUGCAAACUGUCAUUCUUUCAUUCGGCUGUGAUUUCUCUCUGUACCAAGCCAAAGAAGUUGGAAGUAGAAAUACAUAGGACAUUUGCACAAUUAUGUUUCAUAGUCUUGAUUCCUAAUUGAUAAUAUUUUAUUUUCAAUACUGUAAAUGAAUCGACACCAUCUAGAGAUAAAAAUAAAUUUUAAUGAAUUUACUUUCUCAACCUGAAUGUAAACUUAGUCAUGUGAAUUUUAAACUGAAACUAAAACUGUUAUAGUUGUGUUAGAAAAAUUUACAGACUAUUUCUAUUUCUAUUUUUUAUUGCAUAUUUCACUUUGGCGUAAGAAACGUUAAGUAAGUACGCCGUAAUUGAUUAACCCACCCACCACCAAAACCCAAAUCACGGAAAAUUUGUAUUGAGUUCAACUUGUAAAUAAAAUAUGGAAAAACUUUAA